AUGGCAACACCACCAUCAAUUGAUUUGGAAGAUUUCACUUGUAGUAUUUGUCGAGAAAUAUUCGAAAAUCCUGUUUGUCUUUCUUGUUCACAUUGUUUCUGUCAUGCAUGUUUAAAUGGUUUAAAGAAAUCACCGACAUCUUCAUCAUCAGAUUUAUCAUCAGUUCCACAAUCUCAAUCAUCAACUCCAACUCUUAUAUAUAAACCAAAAGUCCAUGAAACUAAUCAAUGUUUUAGCUGUGCGAUAUGUCGAAAAGAAUCAUUAGGAUAUUUAGACUGUCUAGAUUUAGUAGCUGAUUUAAAAACACUUGAAGCACCAUGUCCUCAAUGUAAACAAUCAUUAUUGAUAUGUAAUUUACGAAAACAUAUGGAACAAUGUACACAAACAAAGAAAAAAAUCAAUGUUAAUGAUAUAAAAAAUAUAUUUAAUCCUGAUUUUUUAAAACAACUAUCAACACCACAAGUUCAAGCUUUAGAAAAAGCACGAGAAGGAGAAAAUCGUUCAACAUUCCAAUGUCCUUAUUGUGUAACAGCAAAUCUUGUUGUAGAAGAUCUUUGUAAACAUAUUGAAGAAAAUCAUUUAAAUGAAGAACCACAACGUGUUUGUCCAAUUUGUGCAUCGAUGCCUUGGGGUGAUAAACAUAAGUUGUCGGCGAAUGUAUAUCAACAUAUUGUUUCUCGUCAUCGAUUUAGUUAUGAAACCUAUGUCAAUUACGAUCAAAAUGAAGAUGAUAUGAUAGCCGAAGCUGUUGAAAGAUCAAUGUUAUACUAUUAA
Messenger RNA from Adineta steineri, 774 nucleotides. The record is from the annotation of a GenBank genome assembly. Lineage: Eukaryota; Metazoa; Rotifera; Eurotatoria; Adinetida; Adinetidae.